AUGGAGCCGGCCAGUCUGGACGAAGCCCAACUCGAGAACUCGGAUAUACUGGGUGCAUGCUUCAUACAAGCACCUUUGGGUGUGGCUGAAGUCCUGCGCUGUGAAGUGGCCGACACCCUUAGCUGCCUGAUGGUGAGCGAUGCAGAGAAGCUGGUCAGCAGAGUGAUCAGGGUCAGAGUUGAAGGCUGUGGUGCCAUCCGCUACCCUCUGACUGUGGCAAUUCCCUUCUGUGUGCGUCACCGCGGCACCUACAGGACCAUCGCUGUCAAGCUGGUGGACCGCGAGAGGAGGGCCAGCUACCUCACUCCUGUGACAACAGAGAGCUCACACGGUGGACAGAGGGGCUCUUUUGCAGAAGUGAAGGUGUACUCACUGGGCCUGUUUGCCGUGGUUUCCUGUCUUAAGCGAGAACACUUCACAGUUCCUAGACGGGGCGUGUCUCACAAACCUCUUGUGGACCCUCGCAUCUGCCUCUACUACCUCCCGGGAUCCUUCACGGCUUCUGUCAUGGUGCAGUACACGAUCCAGCCACUUGACGCCGUCCUUCUGGCCACCAUCAAGUCCAAAAGUGAAGCCUACCGCAGGGUGGUGUCCACCAGCCCGCUCCUCUGCCUUGCCCAUCCGUCCUCUCAGCCCCUGCUCAGACCCCUCACGGUGACACUUCCCUGUCCGCCAAAUCCUGACAAGUGGAAAGACAUGAGAGGGCAGGUGGACCUUGUGAAGCGUUUACUCACUCUGCCUGCAGCUGGCCCUGCAGUAUCAUCUUCCCAGCAGAGGAGGAUGCUGGGCUCCUCUAUUCAGUCCUCUAAAGAGAACCCUGCUGAGCUUCUGAGCGUGCUGUGCUGCAAAGACCAUCAAUGGAGCGUCGCGGAAGGAAUUGUCAUCCAGAGCCAUCAGAAUGGCAUUGUGUCUUUUGAACUGACGGAGAACUUUGACAGACUGCUGGUGGUCCGCUUCCUCUCCCCGCUGCAGCCUUGCCAGCUCACAUCCCUGGCAGAGGACCUGGUGGACUCAGUGUGUGGCCACCUGGUCAGAGUGGUCAUCCAGCACCGCCAGGGUGAGCCCCGUGCCGUCCUGGUGUCCGCCUUGCCGAGCAGGGAGCUCAGUUGGGAAAUGUCCAGGCUGCAGGCAGGGGGUGACAGUGCAGCCCCGCAGACGUCACCGGAGAUCUGCAUGCGGGAGGGGGAUCAGCUUGUCCUACGCCUUUGCGGGAAUGUCACCUGUGCAGGACCUCGGGCGAGCAAGUGUGGGCUUCUAGAAGAGCGCAUCACCUUCCACAGUCAGCGCAGGAACGAGCUGCUGGUGCCCCUGACUGAGGUGGACCCCUUCGGUAACUACAGCUCACCUCACUACAAGGGCGCGGCCGUCUUCUACAAGGCCACCAGAGGUCAGGCGGAGUGGCGAGGGGACAAGGCGGUCAGGGUGGACGUGGAGAACCUGGGAGAGCCUGUGUGCACGCUGCCUCUGAGUCUGCCUAAGCGAGUCCGAAGCAUCAGACGGCCCGUCACGCCGAGGAUUUCGCUCUGUGACAGGACAGACUCCCUCCCAGACUCGCUCCUCCUCUGGCUGUCCGAGGAGCUUUCAGAAGAAGAAUUAGGCCCCCUGGCGCAUUCUCUGCGCAUUCGCCGUAGCUCCGCCCAGCUGGUGAAGCUCCGGGCCGGGGACAACCUUCCCGGCGAGGCCUUCCGCAUGUUGACCAUGUGGAGGAGGGAACUGCCUGCUUCCUUGCUACGGCCCAAGGCCUCCCAUCUGGCACGCUGCUUGGCCAGGAGCGGCAGGCCUGACCUUGCUGCAGAGCUGCUGUUACGCCAGGCAGCGACCUCAGGCAAUCUGAAAUAA
This is a messenger RNA of Entelurus aequoreus (snake pipefish), 1839 nucleotides long. RefSeq names its product death domain-containing protein 1-like. The record is from RefSeq and is a predicted model, not a curated record. Bases 1 to 1839 code for a protein of 612 amino acids. The transcript is spliced from 9 exons. NCBI's taxonomy places the organism in Eukaryota, Metazoa, Chordata, Actinopteri, Syngnathiformes, Syngnathidae.